GCCCCAGCGACCACGUCAGAUUCGGCCAACUGGGAGGGAGCCCUCUUCCAUAGGCCUGGAAGCGAACCUCACUCGCUUCGGCGAAACGUGCCUUUACCCGUUAAAAAGCCCUCAGUAUUUAAUUUGCACUUGGGUUUUUAAGCAAUCAUGGUGAACUUAAUUCAGAUGGUGCGUGACCACUGGGUUCAUAUCCUGGUCCCUAUGGGAUUUGUCGUUGGAUGUUAUCUGGACAGAAGGAAUGAUGAAAAACUGACUGCCUUCCGGAAUAAGAGUUUAUUAUUUAAAAGGUUAGUGGCUACAUUCUCUUAAAACAAGCUAUUGACU
Messenger RNA from Echinops telfairi (small Madagascar hedgehog), 324 nucleotides. It is a transcript of the gene NDUFB1, whose product is annotated as NADH:ubiquinone oxidoreductase subunit B1. The transcript has 2 exons. Bases 148 to 309 code for a protein of 53 amino acids. The record is from RefSeq and is a predicted model, not a curated record. Gene Ontology annotation, cellular component: mitochondrion. NCBI's taxonomy places the organism in Eukaryota, Metazoa, Chordata, Mammalia, Afrosoricida, Tenrecidae.